This is a messenger RNA of Bactrocera latifrons, 4231 nucleotides long. It is a transcript of the gene stw, whose product is annotated as laccase-5. Bases 294 to 2615 code for a protein of 773 amino acids. NCBI's taxonomy places the organism in Eukaryota, Metazoa, Arthropoda, Insecta, Diptera, Tephritidae. Gene Ontology annotation, cellular component: plasma membrane. The transcript is spliced from 10 exons. Gene Ontology annotation, molecular function: oxidoreductase activity; copper ion binding. The record is from RefSeq and is a predicted model, not a curated record. Gene Ontology annotation, biological process: iron ion transport.
CGCAAGGUUUUAUAUAUUCGUCCAUUUGGCGAAUGGAGUUCAGUUUGGUGCUUAAGCGCGGGGCGUGUAUCUCGUACUCUGGAUUAGCUGGUUGGAUAUCGCCCACAUCGCUGAACCUUAAAUUAGCUUCUAAAAUUGUGCUACUUCUGAAGUGAGUGUAUGCAACAAACUAUUUGUUCGUAAAAAGAGCAUAAUUUCAAAAGCAAAAUAUAAAUUUUUUAAACACUAAAAAAUUCUUGUUUGGAAUUGAAAAAAAACUGCAAAAUAUUGUGUUGUGCCAAAAAAUAUUCGCAAUGUAUAAGAAAAUGUCGGUCAAGUGGAAAUUGCUUAAUGGAUUACAAGUGUCAGCUGUUCUGUUGGCGCUAAUUGCACUUAACACGGAUAUACAAACAGUGCAGGCGGUACGUGUGAGCGGACAGCGCGGCAAAGAUCAAGCGACUGCCGGCUCGCUGUUCACACCACGUAUCGCGACUACAUCGCCAUUGGAGUCACCAUUUUUCUCUGCCACACAUGGCGUCGUACAGACACAUCCCUCAUUGGGCGCCAGCGUACCCAGUCCACUGCCUUUGAAUGGCAAUAGUCUGGGUAGCGGUGGCGGUCUGUCCAAUACGCUUAGUGUUGGCAGUGGUUAUCUGAAUUCGCGUGGAAAUUUGCCAAAAUUCAAUACAGCACGGUAUCCGACUAUUGCGAACACCGUAGUCGAUCCCAAUCCACAAUCGCCAUUCCGUCAUUUGGAUUUCUCCACCAGUGCCACCGCCGAAUUAAGGCGCAAUCCGACAUUAUCGGCGCCAGAUGAGUGCGCACGUGCCUGCCGUGAGGGUGAACCACCACGUAUCUGCUACUAUCAUUUCACUAUGGAAUUCUACACCGUGCUGGGCGCCGCUUGUCAGGUGUGCACACCGAAUGCCACCAACACCGUGUGGAGUCACUGUCAAUGCGUGCUUGCCGAUGGUGUUGAACGUGGUAUACUCACCGUGAACCGUAUGAUACCCGGCCCCAGCAUACAGGUGUGCGAGAAUGACAAAGUUGUUAUCGAUGUGGAAAAUCAUAUGGAAGGUAUGGAGACAACGAUUCAUUGGCACGGCAUUUGGCAGCGCGGCUCACAGUACUAUGACGGUGUGCCAUUCGUGACACAGUGUCCCAUACAGCAAGGCAACACGUUCAGAUAUCAAUGGACUGGUAAUGCCGGUACACACUUUUGGCAUUCUCAUCAUGGUCUGCAAAAAUUUGACGGUAUUUACGGCAGCAUUGUGGUGCGUCAGCCGCCAUCACGUGAUCCCAACUCACAUAUGUACGAUUUCGAUUUGACCACACACAUUAUGUUGAUUAGCGAUUGGUUGCACGAAGAUGCCGCCGAACGUUAUCCCGGUCGUUUGGCUGUCAACACCGGUCAAGAUCCCGAAUCGGUGCUAAUUAACGGCAAGGGACAAUUCCGUGAUCCCAAUACCGGUUUCAUGACAAAUACACCACUCGAAAUAUUCACCAUUACACCAGGACGCCGCUAUCGUUUCCGUAUGAUUAACGCUUUCGCAUCCGUGUGCCCGGCUCAAGUGACAAUUGAAGGUCAUACGAUGACAGUGAUUUCCACCGAUGGUGAACCAGUACAACCCGUCGAUGUGAAUACAAUUAUAUCAUUCUCAGGCGAACGCUAUGACUUCAUUAUCAAUGCCAAUCAACCUGUCGGCGCUUACUGGAUACAGGUGCGCGGUCUGGGUGAAUGUGGCAUUCGUCGCACUCAACAGUUGGGCAUUUUGCGUUAUGCGCGCGGCCCCUAUCAACCAGCAUCGGCUCCGCCAACCUACGAUGUCGGCAUACCACAGGGUGUGGUCAUGAAUCCGCUGGACGCACAAUGUAAUGCGCCUAGAAAUGAUGCUGUGUGUGUGAAUCAGUUGAAGAGUGCUUUGGAAAGCGAUCGUGGUCUCUUGGCGGAGAAACCGGAUGUGAAGAUUUUCUUGCCAUUCCGCUUCUACGUUUAUCGUCCAGAAGAACUGUUCCAGCCCAACACUUACAAUCGUUAUUUGGUUGCGCCCUCUGGUGAUCACGUCAUCUCACUGAUCGACGAGAUCUCGUAUUUGUCACCACCAGCGCCACUCACUUCGCAGUUCCAUGAAAUCAAUCCCGAACAGUUUUGUAACGGUGAUAAUCGUCCGGCAAAUUGUGGCCCCAAUUGCAUGUGCACGCACAAAAUCGAUAUACCGCUGAAUGCGAUCGUGGAAAUUGUGAUGGUUGAUGAAGUUCAACAACCCAACUUAUCACAUCCAUUCCAUUUGCACGGCUACACUUACAGUGUCAUUGGUAUUGGACGCUCGCCGGACACCAGCGUUAAGAAGAUUAACUUGAAACACGCCCUAGACUUGGAUCGACGAGGUCUGCUGCACCGUCAAUACAAUUUGCCACCACAAAAGGACACAAUUCCAGUGCCAAAUAAUGGUUAUGUUGUAUUGCGCUUCAGAGCCGAUAAUCCCGGUUUCUGGUUCUUCCAUUGUCACUUCCUCUUCCACAUAACGAUCGGCAUGAAUCUCGUUUUGCAGGUCGGCACGAACGCCGAUUUGCCACCAGUGCCACCAGGCUUCCCCAAGUGUGGUGAUCACAAGCCACCCAUUCCCAUUAAUUAAGCAUAACAUAACCUAAAUGGUGCCAAAUUCUUUCUAGACUUCAUCCAGUGUAUAGAAAGUGAAAGAAAAUAAAAUUUAGUAAAAAAAUAUUAAUAUAAACAAGCCACAAAAGAUGAUACUUUAUAAUAUUGUAAUAAAAAAAUAUGUGCUUUGUACAAAUAAAAACAGCCACGAAGCGUAAAGCGAAAAGAGCACAGAAUUCCGAUUAAAAAAAAAAUCCCACAAAAUUGGCUGAAAAUCUUUACCAAUGAAAAGAAUUAUUUCAAAAGCACGUGAUUCAAAAUAAAAAGCGUGAAAGUGAAAGCUCCCAACUAUGGCUCAAAAGAGCAAAAUGGCACAAACAACAAUAACACAAAAUGGCUGAGCAUAAAGCACAAAACAAAAACUAACAGCGUUUCUAAAUGAUAUUCCGUCUAACAAAAGACAAACCAACCAAAUUUUGUGCUUUUUGAGCUUUACGAAUGCGCAAGCUUUCCCAACAUAAGACUUUGCAUUUACAUGCAUAUGUAUGUAAAUGUAUAUGCGUGAAUGAGCACACGACACACAUGCACACUUCAGAGAGGAAUGGCACACGAGUGGCGAGGUUAAAGCGAUCUUGAGUGGGUGUUUACAGAGUGGAGCGAACGCGAACAUUAAUUCCGUAGGCGAGCCGAGAAGGAAGCGAUUCCAGCGAACGCGUCGUCGUUUGUGAGCAGCAGUCAUAAAUAAAAAAUAAAACAACAACACCUAUACGAUAUACAUAUAUAAUAAUUUUAUUGAUUUUCUUUUGUUUCUAUCUACUUCUUCUACUUUGUGUAUUGUAUUUCCAUUUCCAUUUGACUUAGUUUAUAAUUUUUAAGCUAAAAAUAUGACUGUAAAAUAAUUAAGUGGCUUCAUUCUUCUUAUUUGUAUUUGUUAGUUCCUCCUAUUUCUGCAAAACGAAAAUUUCUUGCGACCAUCUCUAGGUACACACUUGCCUUUAAUUUGUUUUUGUUUCAAUUUGGUUUUGUUUUUUUGUUUUUUGUUUUUUUUUUGUGUAAUAAUUAUAGCGACUAGUAGACUAUGUAAAACGAUAUACAUAUGUACAUAUAUACAGAAUUGUCUAUAUGUAUGUGUAACUUGUAGUUAUAAAAAAACAACAACUUAUGUUUUUGUUAGCAAGUGUGUGUAGUUAAACGAAAAUUAGGCUUGAAACUGAUAGCGAAACUUUAUAUGAACGUCUGUAUGCACAUAAGUACAUAUCUGCUGACGCUUCGAAUUUCAAUUUCAUGCUAGUUUUGUAUGUACGUAUAUAAGUUACCCCAAAAACAAUGGCACCAAUAAAUCUGCAACAAUAACACAAACAUACAUAUGUACAUAUGACAGUAUCUAGUAUUAAAUAUAUGCACAUAAACCGUUGUAAAUACUACUACUAUGCAUAUGUGUCAAGAAAUAAGUAUACCAUAUACUUACACACUUACAUAUACACAUACAUAUAUACAUACACAACAAAAAGCAUAAUAACCAAAUAACUAUAGACACGUUUACAUAUUUACAUCGACGGUAUGUGGAUGUAGCGCUGCUUAACUGAAAGCAACGCUGCACCCGCUACUAUCGCCAAGAAAACGAAAAUUAAAUGUAAAUACUCAAAAAAAAAA